AUGUUCCAAAAGAGAUUGCUUCAUUCAUCGAGAUCUGUAUUCAACAGAGCAUUGACGCCUUUGACGCACGUAAAGCAUCCAGAAUUCCAGCGAAAUCCAGCAUUUUCCAAGAUCACAAACAAAGAUGUAGAGUUCUUCAAGACUGUGCUAGCGCCUACUAAUAUUGUGCAUGAAACUGACCCUGAGAGCACCAACAUGAUUCAGUACAAUACAGAUUGGUUUAACCUUUACAGAGGCUCGUCUUUGCUUUGUCUUUUCCCAACGACUACAGAGCAGGUAUCUCAAAUUCUCAAGUACUGUAAUAAGCAGAAAUUAGCUGUUGUUCCUCAGGGCGGUAAUACAGGUGUCAGCGGUGGCGCUAUUCCCGUUUUCGACGAGAUUAUUGUCAAUACUUCCAAAAUGAACAAAAUCAGACACUUUGAUGCUGUAUCUGGCGCUGCAAUUGUGGAUUGCGGUGUUGUGUUGGAAGCUUUGGACCAGUAUUUGGAGCCUCGAGGAUACACUGUUCCGUUGGAUUUGGGAGCUAAAGGAUCUUGCCAAUUGGGUGGCAACGUCAGUACAAAUGCAGGUGGUUUGCGCUUAAUGCGCUUUGGUAAUUUGCAUGGCAAUGUACUAGGCCUUGAAGUGGUUCUGCCCGAUGGUACCAUACUUGAUAACUUGUCUACUUUACGCAAGGACAAUACAGGUUAUGAUUUGAAGCAGUUGUUCAUAGGAGCAGAGGGAACAUUGGGUUUAAUCACUGGUGUUUCGCUCUUGACACCCAGACGUCCCAAGUCCGUGAAUGUUGCUAUGGUGGGGCUUGGAUCCUUUGAAGAUGUUCAAAAAGCAUUCGUGAUGGCCAAGGAGGAUCUGUCCGAAAUUUUAUCAGCAUUUGAAUUUUGGGAUUCUGAUUCAGUGGGUGUUGUUAAAUCUCAAAUGAUGCAAGAUGUCAAUUAUCCCAUUGAGGGAGAGCAUGCAUUUUAUGCCUUGUUAGAGACUCAAGGUAGCAAACAAGAGCAUGAUCAAGAGAAACUAGACGAGUACUUGGGACGCUUAUUGGAAACUGGCGUCGCUAAAGAUGGUGUUAUGGCACAAGAUGCCAAGCAAGUGAAUUCACUUUGGGGCUGGAGGGAGAAGAUCCCAGAGUCCAUCUCCAAGAGUGGUACAGCCAUGACAUAUGAUGUAGCUAUGGAAGUACCUCUCCUUUACAAGAUGGUGGAGGACGCCAAGAAGCAUUUUGGAGAUAAAAAUCAAUUGGGCCCUGGCAAGCUUUACUCAAACUUACUGGGCUUUGGCCAUGUUGGUGAUGGUAACUUGCAUAUUAUGGCUAAUUUGGAGGGAUUUGAUGAUCAUGGCCAAGAAGCAAUGGAUGAAUUUGUCUUUUCAUGGGCCAUGAAAAAUAAUGGGUCCAUUACAGCAGAGCAUGGUGUAGGCGUAUCCAAGGUUAACUACAUGAACCGUGCCAAAUCCUCAGUGCAAUUGGCGUUAAUGAGAACAAUCAAGGGUGCUAUUGAUCCCAAUGGCAUUAUGAAUCCAUACAAGGUUAUACCGGAACAAUGA
Mucor velutinosus is the source of this 1539-nucleotide messenger RNA. RefSeq lists its product as uncharacterized. Gene Ontology annotation, molecular function: catalytic activity; FAD binding. The record is from RefSeq and is a predicted model, not a curated record. NCBI's taxonomy places the organism in Eukaryota, Fungi, Mucoromycota, Mucoromycetes, Mucorales, Mucoraceae. Gene Ontology annotation, cellular component: mitochondrion. The coding region runs from base 1 to 1539 and encodes 512 amino acids. The transcript is spliced from 8 exons.